GGGGCAGGGCCAUGGGAUGUGCACAUGAGUGUGACACCCAUGGAGGCCAGAGGUGUCAGAUCCCUUGGAACUAGAGUUACAGGCUACUGUGAGCCAUGCCAGUGUGAGGGCUGGGAGGUGAACCCAGGUCCUCUGGAAGGUGCUAUGCCACCUCUCCGGUUCUCUUUGUGUCUUUUUAAAAAACAUUGAUUACAUGAUUUUUUGUGUGCAUAUCCUGGUCGAAACAUGUGUAGGAGGGAGAGGACAGCUUCCAGCUGCUGGUUCCUCCUUCACAGGACCCUGGGGACUGAACUCAAGUCACCAGGCCUGCACGGCUUUACCUGCUGAGCCGUCUGGCUGGCCUCUGUUCUUUAGCCAGUUUUACAGUCAGCUUGUCUUCUCGUGGCGUUGUGUAAGUGUUAAGGACUGGAGUCACUCACAGCAUCUGUUGUCUUGAACGUUUGGCAUCUGCAGACGCUCAGAAUUUCCCUCCGACGGCAUUCAUCUGUCUGCAGAAGCACAGGCUUUCCUUCUGACGGCAUUCGUCUGUCUGUUUCUCUUUUAGCUGUUUGGUUUUUCCUAUUACAUCUAAGACAUCUUCGCCUAAUCAGGGCCAUGAGUAUAUAUACAGGUUUCCUUCUAAACGCUAAUAGUUUUAGACCUGACAAUAGGUCUAUAAAGGAUCAACUGUGAGUUGAUAUAUUUUUUUUAAUAUGGUGUGAACAAGGGUCUGGGUUCCUCCUCUUUGAGUGUGGGUACCUAACUGUCAGAGAACCAUUUUGUUAAAAACAAAAAACCCAAGGGGUGGGGGAGAACAGGAUUCUUUUCCAUCCUGGAUUGCCGUUCCUUUGAAAGAAAACCUCAGUUCCUGAGGUGAGGGUCCUGACUUCCUCUGGUGCUCUCCUUUUGGCCGCCAUGCUGGUUGGUAGGCUGGUAGGUGUAAUAGCUGCUGCUGUUUUAAGAACAUGGUUCUAAUUGCCUGGUGUGGCGCAAGGAGCUCUUGCAAGGACAUAUGCAUCCACAUCAGCGAUGGUGUGACUAGCAGUGGCUGGUCAAAGGCCUUGGUGGUCUACCCCGUCAGAGAGGGCCUGCUGACCUCUUUCUAGGUAUGUAAUCUGGCUCCAGUGUUCCCCUGGCUCCUUGCCUCAGCUUCCCCAUCUGUGAACCUUGGGUGGUAAUAGCACUUUUCCUCCCAGGGCUGUUCAGGAAAAAAAAAAAAAUCUGUGCUGUAAAUGGCUGUACAUGCCUACAAGCUCAGCCCUCCAGGGGUUGAGACAGGAAGAUUCCAAGUUCCAGACCAACCUGGGUACUUAGGGCGAGCCCCAGCUCAAAAAAGGAAACCAGCACGAUGGCUGCCUGGUGCACAGAGGAGCCUGAACUGUGACGUUAGCAGUAUGGGACAUGCUGAGCUGCUUUCUGAUGGCUGUGGCUGACACUGGCUUAAGCUGCUCAGCCUGCUUCUGUUCGGACUGAAGGAAAGGGCAGUUGGGGGCUCUCCUUGCAGGUGUGACUCUAUCCCCUUGAGAAGCGCAGCUUCUCUAGGAAGGUCUGGGCAAUGCUCAGGCCCUUCUGGUGUCACAGAGAUACCCAGCCCCCUGAUAAUAUCAGUGGCAAGCUGAGCUUUGUGAGGUAGCAUAAUGCCUCCUCCUCUCUGUCUGGUGUGUAUGAGAUCUGUGAAGCAAGCACGGGCUCCCUCCCACACACCUGCCUGCUUAUGUACCCUGUUCUUAUAGACAGGCACACAGACGUGUAUGUGGCUGCAUCUCUGUGUGGUUUUUACUGAUUUCAUGUGGCAAGAAUGCAUGUAUGUACAUACCCCUUCAUGCACACCCCUGCUCUUAGACAGACAGGUAUGUGACACAGAUGUAACUCAUAAGCAUGCAUCCGUAUACACAGGCCCCUGCGUACACCCUGCCUGCAGCUUCUUCUGCCCCUUCAUCCUUCACCUACAAGCAGCUCUGUCAGCACAGGCCAGGCUACCCUGCUCUUAUUCCCACCUAUCCUUCCCCUGGUUUGUUCUCAGCUGCUCCUUUGUGGACUGCCCCCCACACACACACCUAAGUCCUAACCUUGCCUCCUGGGGUGCAGGGUUCUUAGUCGCGGGGCCACCCUGUGCCUUUCUGGAUGUUUAGUAGCAUCCCUGGCUUGUCCCCAGCUGCAGAUUGCAAUGUAGCACCGCCUAUGAUGUGAUGACAAAAAUCAUCUCCAGACAUUACCAGAUGCCCUCUGCAGUCAUACCCUGUGAAACAUGCAUACCAGGAGUCAGGGAGAGGGUGCCAGUGGGCAGAGGUGGGGGACAGAUCUGGUGGUCGUGUUUUUUAGUGUAUCCCACGCUGAGAGUCCCAUGUACACUUGUCUCCGAGGCCUUGCCCACUUUUCCCUCCAGCUGUCCGAAGUGGCCCGUGCCCUCCUGGCUUUGUAGGUUUGCCUUGAAUCUCUCGCCUUUCUGUGGGUGCCCCAGGCCCUGCAGCUUCUGCUGCUGGCCACAGCCGCCUUUGCUUACAAGUGUGUCUGCAAAACUCACAGAAAUGCAGAGAGACACGGAGCAAGCAUCCCUGCCAAGUUCCUCCUCUGAGGAAGGCUUGGUUUUGAGGCAGAAGCCCACGACGAUGCAAGUCCGGGACAAGGGCGACGUCACCCUGCAGCAGUGGAAAGAGCAGCAGCUGCAACGCCUGGCUGAAGAGCUGAAGGCAGAGUGGCAGGGGGCCCGGCUGCACGAGGUCAGAGACAUGGAGCGCCUCUACGUAGCCCAUCUGUUGGAUGAAGCAACAGGGAGGGCCCUGGGACACGACCUCAACUCGGACGAACUCUACCAGAGAAGAACAGCAAGACAUAUGAGGGCUAAGGAGAGAAGCAGAGCAGCCUUUAGAGGGGAGAAGGGCCGCAGGGAAGAGCACCCCAGGCACCACCACAAGUCUCGGAAAAAAGCAACGUGCUCACAGAGACGGGGUUCUACCAAAGCCCGGCGCCCAAACUCCAGUGAGAAGGGUAAAGGGAAGCGGGUAUCUUCAAGUAAGAGCAACGGUGGCUACCAGCCCUUGGGCCCUCGGGCCAGCAGAGCGGCAGACCUGGCAAAGCUCAACCCACUAUUAAGUAGUGCUGAGGAAAUUGAGUGCAUGGAGGAAGUACAGAAGGAAAUAUCCCGGGAGGGGAGGCGACUCAUAGGAAGGGAAACAUCACGCUUUACUCAGAUCAUAAACUACAACUCCAAGGACCGGUAUCUGAGGGACAAAACACCUGACCUGGAAGAGCCCCUCAGCUCCACCUUCAAGCAGGAGGCCACACCCCAGGUGUCUCAAUGCAAAUGCGGCGGUAAGAAUCAGUGGCACAAAGAGAUUGAGUCUGCCUUCGAAGAAUUGUUUAACACAAACAGAAAGCUGAAGAAACAACUGAAUUUACACCUUGUACAGAGGCUCAAGGCAAACUGGAAUCCAGACGAACAGCAGAGCUACUUAGAUACUCAGGGUGAGAACAGCGACACCCUGAAAGAGGAAAGAGCAGUGGAGACAGAAACUGUUGAUUCUGGGAGCCCAGUGGAGCCGAAGGUCCGUGAGACAUGGUCCAAAAACAGUCUGAAAGAGUUGCUAAGUGAGGUCGAGUACCCCAGGUACCAACAAAUGGCAAAGUACCCAUUAAAGAGUGAGAGCAUGAUGGUGCCUGUUCCCAAGGCAGAACCACCCGGCGAACAAGAUGACUUGUUCUCAGGAAGCCCACUGUCAGAACAGGAGCCGCCCAAGCCAGCCGAAGUGGAGGAGAAACCGGUAGACUCUGUAGCAAGCUGGAUAGCUUUGAGGAGGAAGAAGGCAGAGCUGGAGCAGAGAAGGCAGAAGACACUGCUGGAGAUGACAGAACACCCGGACAUGAGCUUGGAGAUCCACUACCACCCGGAGCUGGAGGAAGAACGCAGGGAGCGCCGGAGGAUGCGCUUGGCCAUCCUCAAGUCUUACUCCACUGGGGCCCAGCCCCCAGGCUCUAACCACAACAUUUCCCUGGACAGCUGCCUUCUUGAUGAGGAAAAACAGAACCAGAUGAUCCACGACCUUCAGCAGCACAUUUUAGAGCAAAGCAAUUUACACAAGCAGUUUUUGGAAAAAGCCAGGAAGCGCUUGCAGGAGUUUCAGAAAACAUUUUAAAGGCAGACCCACCCGUGAUAAAUACAUCCCUGAAGGCCGAUUUGCCUGCACCAUGCCUGUGUCUCCUAAGUCUGUUUGUUCGCGAUCUCGGCAGACUCCUGCCUCAGAAGCAGCAGGAUCCUUGUGGUCCUGAGAAUGUGUCUAGCUUGUGUUCUGCAGACAGAGUCUGUUUUUAUGGGCUGUGGGUACUCAUGGAAACCCCAGGUAAAAUGGUCUCUUCAGAUGGUUUAGCCAAACACUGGGCUUUUAAGGGCAUUCGGGGUCAGAUAGGCAUGGUUUCAAAAGAUACGUCAUUGGUUGCCUGGCCUCUAGCUGAGACAAUGUCAGAGCCAUUAGCUAAAACCUCUCUCCUUUAGGAGAACAAAAACAAACACAAAAGCAACAGUGUUUAACAGUAUGUGCAUUCUUAGAACCUUUACUGGUAGGGGGCAGGCAAGCCCAACCCUGCUGGGUGACUCCAUCUGGAGCCAGUGCUGAUGUGGGGUCUCUGUGGGAGAGGAGAGACCCGGGUGUUGAGUUCCCUGAUCGUAGCUUUUCAGACUCUGAACCAGCAGCCCUGGCUGUGGGAAACACAUGCCGGCUAGGUGGGGAUCAACAGACUUUCUCUGCAGGGCGUAGAGGGUGAAUGCCCUCGCUUGGCCAGCUGGCGUCUGGCCACCACCCAACUCUCCUUCUGCGGCCUCAGAGCAGCUGAGGAAGGGCUAGGCUGUGGCCUAGAGGAGGCGCAUAGAAUGCUCCAUAGGAUGCAUGAGGCCCCACGUU
Molecule: messenger RNA, 4874 nt
Organism: Meriones unguiculatus (Mongolian gerbil)
Lineage: Eukaryota; Metazoa; Chordata; Mammalia; Rodentia; Muridae
Gene: Cep295nl
Product: CEP295 N-terminal like
Exons: 1
Coding region: 2169-4112 (647 amino acids)
Biological process (GO): regulation of centriole replication
Cellular component (GO): centriole; centrosome; cytosol
Source: RefSeq, a predicted model, not a curated record